GCGCCGGGCCCCAGUGGUCCCCGGCGCCCAGCGAGCCCACUAUGGAUCCCCCGAGGCCGGCGGGUACCGAGCCUCGGAUGGGUCCGCCUCCAAACCCUCCCAAGUCGCCAAAGGCGCUCAAGCGCCCCCCGGGGAGUCGAGGCUCCGAGUCGGGGUUGUCGUUGUCGGUGGAGAAGGGUUGCUCUAUCAGCAGCAGGUGCCAGAGCUGCAAGACAAGAGGGGUGAGCUUCGUACCUCCGCAAACUCGCUGGUUGUGUCGUCGAGGCCGUUGGCUCCGCCCUCCAAGAGACUGCUGGGAACACAACAGGAGAUAAGUGGAGAUCAGAGCAUCUAUGGGGUCCACAAAACUUACCUGGAAUCUUCUGUCACUUCUUCUAUGAAGCCCGAGUCACAGCGAGGACACACAUAUUCCUACGUACACAAAAGCACAGCUUCAGUUAGAACUACUAUUCUUUUUUUUUAAACAUAUUCCUCCACACAGAAAAUGGUGAUGAUUGGAGAGCUGACAAGUGGGUCCAUGACAAGGACUUCUGUUUUGUUCCAUUAGCCGUUUUACUGCCGUGUGACCGACCACCGCUUGAAAACAAUUGAGGUGGAGAGUCCCCGCAAUUCCACUCAGGUAUUCAAAUGAUGUCAUGGUGCAAAGGCAAGAAAGGAGCGAGGUGCAACUAGGAGAGCAACAACAACUGCAAGGGUAACCUUUACUACCUUCAAGGGAGAAAGUAUGACGAGUCAGGAGGUGCGCUUGUGUGGUCUUCUGCUGCGAGAGCAUUUUGGAGAGGUGGUGGAGAAAGUAGGAACACAUCUGCUCAGAGGCGGAACACAGCAUCUAAGAACCAUCCUUCAUGAGACUGGCAUCUCUCUAGACCUGGUGAAAAAGUCCCUCUGUGUGCUCAUGCACCACGGUACUUGCCUGUUCAGCCCAGGCCGCAAAGGACCCGGGAGCCCCGCCGAGUACCGCACCAGCUGCGAUGUCAUCCUGAAAAUCCUGCGUUACCCACGCUACAUCUACACAGCCAAGACCCUGUACGGCGACACCGGAGAGCUCGUUGUCGAGGAGCUGCUGCAGCGAGGUCACAUGACCAUGAGCAGCAUUGUGAAAAUAGUGGCGGAUCGCCUCACACAGACAAUGGAGGAUGGCCACAGCAUGGACUACAAUGAAGUAACGUCUGCCUUCUCCAAACUGGUGGAGACACAUUUUCUUCAACGCUGCCCUCCGGUGGCAACCACAAAAAGCACGGGGAGCGCAGAAUCCGCCUCUGCAGCCGAUACUCCCGUCGCCAUAGACGCCCCUGCCCCAGAGAGCUUCCCCGACUGCUACAGGAUGCCGCAAGUGACGCUCGUCGGACGAGGAAAGAGGCAGCUGGAGGACGCCGAGGAGCAAAGCAAUGCAAAGAAGGCCAGGAUGGAUACAGCGACUCAUGGUGAUGAGGGCGUCUACUGGCAGGUGAAUUUCGAGAGGUUCCAUCUCCACUUCAGAGACCAGGCCAUCAUUGGUGCUGUGGCCAACAAACUAGACCAGACCAGCAGUGAGAUAGUGAGGACCAUGCUGAGGAUGAGCGAGGUAACAACUUCGCCGACGGCCGCAAACACGAAGCCCCUCGCCGCCAACGAGAUCUACAGGUCCCUGCCAGCCACCUAUAACAUCCCCAGACCCAUCUUGGACCAGUACCUCACUCUGCUGGUGGAUGACCCGAUGGAGUUUGUGGGCAAGGCUGGCGAGAGUGGAGGCGGGAUGUUUGUCGUCAACUUGCACCAAGCGCUGGCCAAUCUAGCGCGGGCCACUGUGGAGUCUGCUGUACAAGAGAGGUUUGGGUCACGAUCCGCUCGCAUAUUUCGUCUGCUGCUAAAGAAGAAACACCUGGAACAGAAGCAGGUGGAAGAUUUUGCUAUGAUUCCAGCCAAGGAGGCUAAAGACAUGCUCUACACGCUUCUCUCACAGAACCUGGUCCAGCUGCAGGAAAUCCCCAAAACUCCAGACUUUGCACCCUCUCGUACCUUCUAUCUUUACACGGUGAACCAACUGUCCACUGCAAGGAUGUUGCUCCAGAACUGCUACAAGACGGUGGCCAACCUCAUAGAGAGACGACUGUUUGAGACGACAAAUAGCAAGCGUCUGCUGGAGAAGUCCCAGCGCAUUGAGGCCAUCAUGGCCUCCCUGCAGGCCAGCGGGGCGGAGCCGGAACAGUUGACGGAGGUGGAGGAGAUGAUCACCGCUUCCGAGAAGCAACAACUGGAGUCUUUGCGGCUUCACGUCAACAAGUUGGAUUCCGCAGAGACCCAAGUGGAUGAAACCAUCUUUCUGCUUGAAUCUUACGUCCAGGCCACCGUCUCAUCCUCAAGCUGAGUAAGACUUUGCCUGUCCAAAAGUACUUAGACCUUGUGCAUCAGUACUGCCAAACGUGGCUCUUUUAUUGUUUGUUUACUUUUGAGUUGUAUAAAAUCUGAUCAGAA
Entelurus aequoreus (snake pipefish) is the source of this 2454-nucleotide messenger RNA. It is a transcript of the gene polr3c, whose product is annotated as polymerase (RNA) III (DNA directed) polypeptide C. Lineage: Eukaryota; Metazoa; Chordata; Actinopteri; Syngnathiformes; Syngnathidae. Gene Ontology annotation, molecular function: single-stranded DNA binding. Gene Ontology annotation, biological process: DNA-templated transcription. The record is from RefSeq and is a predicted model, not a curated record. Gene Ontology annotation, cellular component: RNA polymerase III complex. The coding region runs from base 725 to 2347 and encodes 540 amino acids. The transcript is spliced from 15 exons.